AUGUUCAUCGUUUCCGCGAGAGUUCCCGCCGGCGACGCCAUUUCCGACCCCCUCCAGCGUUUUGAGAUUCGUCCCACUUGCUCUUCGUUCCCAUUUGGCCAGCAGUGUGCGGAGACCCUAGACUUCCUAUCAAAUAUGGAUCGAAGCUGGAUGAAUGAGCGUCGCAUAAGUGAAGAGUAUGAAAAGGGGGUUUCUGAGUUUUUGCAAUAUGUUCAAGAACACGCAAUCUCAAGUAACGGGACAUAUUUUUGUCCUUGUGUUCGUUGUCUUAAUCAAAUACGUCAUGACUUAGGAACAAUGCGUGAUCAUCUAUUCAUCUUUGGUAUAAUGAGAAGUUAUACACUUUGGACUUGGCAUGGAGAAGUAUUAGACAAGCCUAGAACGUCACGAGGAACAGAUUAUGUAGAUGACUGGAUGAAUGAUCAUUUAGAAGAUAUGGUAUGUGAUGUUGGGGAGGAGAAUUUUGGAAAAGUUCAUUUAUAUGAUUCUCUUAAGUCCGAUUCAGAGGAACAAUUGUACCCAGGAUGCACUAACUUUACGCGACUGUCAGCAACUUUGAAAUUAUUCAGUUUAAAAGCAAGGCAUGGAUGGACGGAUACAAGUUUCACAGAAUUGUUGGAGUUGUUAAAGGAGAUGCUUCCAGAAAAUAACACGUUACCUAUCCGUAAUUACGAAGCGAAGAAAGUUUUAUGUCCAAUGGGUUUGGAAUAUCAAAAGAUACAUGCAUGCCCAAAUGAUUGUGUUUUAUACAGAGACGAGUUUGCUUCACUGAAGGCGUGUCCAACAUGUGGUUUAUCGCGGUUUAAAAAGAAAAUUGAUGGAAAUAGUGGCGAUGAAGACAAAGAUGGUCCACCUGCUAAGGUGAUGUGGUACCUUCCUAUAAUUCCUAGAUUCAAACGACUAUUUUCCAUUAAAGAAGAUGCAAAAAACCUGAAAUGGCACGUUGAUGGAAGAAAGUGUGAUAAUCUUCUUCGACACCCAGCUGAUUCUCCACAAUGGAAGAAGAUUGAUGAAACAUUUCCAGAAUUUGGUGCUGAGCCAAGAAACUUAAGACUUGGACUUGCUACAGAUGGUAUGAAUCCUUAUGGGAACUUAAGUAGCAAACAUAGUUCAUGGCCAGUUUUGCUGAUGAUUUACAAUUUAUCUCCUUUGUUGUGCAUGAAGAGGAAAUAUAUGAUGUUGUCUAUGAUGAUAUCGGGUCCUAGACAACCUGGAAAUGACAUUGAUGUGUACCUAAAGCCGUUGAUCGAUGAUUUGAAACUAUUAUGGGAAGAAGGUGUCGAUGUGUAUGAUUCAUAUUCUGAAGAAUUGUUUUGUUUGCGUGCAAUGUUGUUUUGCACCAUAAAUGAUUUUCCAGCAUAUGGAAACUUGAGCGGUUACAGUGUUAAAGGUCAUUUUGCAUGUCCCAUUUGUGAAAAAAACACGAGUUAUAUUCAAUUGAAGCACGGUCAGAAAACUGUGUAUACAAGACAUCGAAAGUUUCUUCCUCGAAAUCAUCCGUAUCGUAGAAUGAAAAAAGCAUUUAAUGGAAGUCCUGAGGAUGAAGUUGUAGCGAGACCCUGCAAUGGUGAAGAAAUAUACAACCAAGUGGAAAACAUUGACAUUGUGUUUGGGAAACAUCCAAAGAAAAAGACCACGGAAAAAAGCAUUUGGAAGAAACGAUCAAUCUUCUUUAAUCUUCCAUAUUGGUGUAAACUUGAUGUACGACAUUGUAUAGACGUGAUGCACGUUGAAAAAAAUGUAUGUGAUAGCGUCAUCGGGACUUUACUAAAUGUAAAAGGAAAGACUAAAGAUGGAGUUAAAGCACGACAAGAUUUGGCUGAAAUGGGCAUCCGUUCUGAGUUACAUGCACAAUCAAUUGGAAGACGAACCUACCUGCCUCCAGCUUGUCACACUCUUUCUAGAAAAGAGAAGCAAAUUUUUUGUGAGUGUUUAAGAAGUGUGAAGGUUCCCCAAGGUUACUCUUCAAAUAUUAGUAGCCUUGUUUCUAUGCAAGAUUUAAAGUUAGUCGGUUUAAAGUCUCACGAUUGUCAUGUGUUGAUGCAACAACUUUUACCAGUAGCUUUUCGAGCCAUCUUACCUACUUCUGUCAGAGGUAUUCUAACACGUUUGUGUAUGUUCUUCAAUGCCAUAUGCAAGAAAGUUAUUGACCCUCGAGUGUUAGACGAUUUGGAAAAUGAGGCCAUUAGACUAUUGUGUCAAUUAGAAAUGUAUUUUCCACCUUCAUUUUUCGAUAUCAUGGUUCAUUUGAUAGUUCAUCUUGUGAGGGAAAUUCGAUUAUGUGGGCCAGUUUUCUUGAGAUGGAUGUACCCAGUGGAAAGAUACAUGAAGAUCUUAAAGGGAUAUGUCAAGAAUCAGUAUCGACCAGAAGCUUCUAUUAUAGAGCGGUACAUUGCAGAAGAAGCCAUUGAAUUCUGCUCAAGUUAUAUGCCAAGUUGUGAACCAAUUGGAGUUCCUAAGACUAGACAUGAAGGUAAAUGUGAAGGUAAGGGUGUGCGUGGAGUGAAGAUUCAAAGUGUUAGUAGAAAAUUAGUUGAUCAAGCCCAUUUGUACAUCUUAAACAACACUGUAGAGGUCAUUCCUUACAUAACGCAACACAUUGAUGAAACGAAAUCAGCACAUCCACGAAUGAGUGAAAAAUGGGCACUUAAUGAACAUAACAAAACAUUCUUAUCAUGGUUUAAGAAAAAGGUUUACGCGACUCCAAAUGUUUCUGAAACUCUAUUGAGGCUAGCUCGUGGACCGAACAAUGAUGUCAUUACAUAUGGCGGGUACUACAUAAACAAUCAUUGUUUUUAUUCAAAGAUGGAAGAUGACAAAAGUAGAGUUCAAAAUAGUGGGGUUACACUUCAAGCUGAAUCUGUACAUUUUGCCAGUUCUAAGGACAAGAAUCCAGUUACAGCAUCCAUGAGUUACUUUGGAAUAAUACACGAAAUAUGGGAAGUUGAUUAUGUGACUUUUAGAGUGCCAGUUUUCAAGUGUAAAUGGGUUGAUAGUAAUUCGGGUGUUAGCACAGAUGACUUUGGCUUUACUUUGGUGGAUCUUAACAAGAUGAGUGAUACAAAUGAACCAUUUAUUAUGGCUAGUCAAGCAAGACAAAUUUUUUAUGUCAUUGAUCCAGCCAAUCAGAAAUUGUCAGUUGUAUUGGAAGGAAGAAACAUGCACGUAAAUGAUGAUGAAGAUUGUCUAGACAUACUUGAGACAACGUCUUUCUCAUCAAGAACCAUUCAAGACAAAGUUGAUGAUGUAACUGAUGACAUCCAUGCUAUUCGAAGUGAUCACAAUGAAGGUAUGACAAGCUCCGGAUCAGACCAGGAGGGACCUGGUAGAUCUGUGACUCGGUUGCCGGAUGUCACAAACCGAUGA
Messenger RNA from Vigna unguiculata (cowpea), 3366 nucleotides. RefSeq lists its product as uncharacterized. NCBI's taxonomy places the organism in Eukaryota, Viridiplantae, Streptophyta, Magnoliopsida, Fabales, Fabaceae. The record is from RefSeq and is a predicted model, not a curated record.